Mangifera indica (mango) is the source of this 790-nucleotide messenger RNA. Its product is annotated as probable histone H2A variant 3. The transcript is spliced from 2 exons. The record is from RefSeq and is a predicted model, not a curated record. The coding region runs from base 159 to 560 and encodes 133 amino acids. Gene Ontology annotation, cellular component: nucleosome. Gene Ontology annotation, molecular function: DNA binding; structural constituent of chromatin; protein heterodimerization activity. Lineage: Eukaryota; Viridiplantae; Streptophyta; Magnoliopsida; Sapindales; Anacardiaceae.
GGAUCUAGAAUUUUCCUGUAACGCAGUCACUCUUGACUCUGUCUCGCACUCGAGCUUAGCUUUCUGCUCUCUUCGUUUCUUUUCUGCUUAGCAGGCUUAAUAAAAAUUACUAAAAGAAAUAAAUAAAUAAUAUAAAACCCUAAAAUUUUGGCGGGAAAAUGUCAGGCAAAGGAGCUAAGGGUUUGAUUACUGGCAAAACCACCCUUUCCAAAGAUAAGGAUAAAAAGAAGCCUAUCUCUCGCUCUUCUCGCGCCGGUCUCCAGUUCCCAGUGGGUCGAGUCCACCGUCUACUCAAGGAAAGGGUUGCUGCUAAUGGGAGGGUUGGGGCAACAGCUGCUGUUUAUUCAGCAGCCAUUUUGGAGUACCUGACUGCUGAGGUUCUGGAGUUGGCAGGGAAUGCAAGCAAAGAUUUGAAGGUUAAACGUAUCGCACCUAGGCAUCUGCAGCUUGCAAUCCGAGGAGACGAGGAACUUGACACCCUCAUCAAAGGAACCAUUGCAGGUGGAGGAGUUAUCCCGCACAUUCACAAAUCCCUCAUCAACAAAUCAUCCAAAGAGUAGUUUGUAAUAUUACCUUUUCAGCUUUCUUGUGUUUGUACUUUAGAGCUUAGACCGGACAGAUUUGAAUUUGGAACAAUGACAAAUCUUCAAUUUGAGAAAUUGGCAUUCAUUGUUUCAUUCAGUGACUGAGUGGUUAUAUGAAUGCUUUACAUUUACCGUGUAGUAUUGAUAUUCGAGCCGUGUAUUUGCCAACUGGUAAUGUUAUUUAGGCCCUGUGCACUUUGCUAUUA